This is a messenger RNA of Synchiropus splendidus (mandarinfish), 2386 nucleotides long. RefSeq names its product tRNA methyltransferase 2 homolog A (gene trmt2a). Lineage: Eukaryota; Metazoa; Chordata; Actinopteri; Syngnathiformes; Callionymidae. The coding region runs from base 126 to 1952 and encodes 608 amino acids. Gene Ontology annotation, biological process: RNA processing. The transcript is spliced from 12 exons. Gene Ontology annotation, molecular function: RNA methyltransferase activity; RNA binding. The record is from RefSeq and is a predicted model, not a curated record.
UACAACAUGGCCGCGUUCUGAGUUUCUGUUUCGCAUCGGGCUCUAAACGAACAGUCCCCAAGUUGUUUCGUGUCCCUAAGUUGACGACGCUUCUUGUGUCUUUUGGACCUGGAGCUGGCAGAGUCAUGGCUGAUGUGAGCAGCAGCCCCAAGAAUGCUGAGUUCCAAGGGGAGACUCCUCCGCCGCUCCCCAAAGAAGCCACAGAGGAAGAAACUCCUGAUAGCAACUCAGACCCCAGCCUCUUCCGCUACGUCAAAGGAGACCUGUUUACCUCUGAGAUCUACAAAGUAGAGAUAAGGAACCUCCCCAAGUUUGUCGGUUUCAAUGACUUAAAGAAGUUCCUGUCCAAACACGGCCUCAACCCGCACAAGAUCAAGCUGUUCGGCCGACAGACGUUUGCCUUCGUCACCUUUAAGAAUGAGGAGGAGCGAGACAAGGCCAUGAAGAUGGUGCACGGGAUGCAGUGGAAAGGUCAAGUGCUGACCGUCAGAUUGGCCAAGCCCAAAGCAGACCCCAUCCUGCAGAAGAGAAAGCAGCAGCAGCAGCAGGAGGAGGAGGGGGGAGAUGGAGAAGGCCGUCCACCUGCCACCAAACGCAAAGAAGCCGGAGAAGAGGAGCCGCUGAGUGUCCAGAUCGCGAACGUGGUGACGCCUCUGUGGAAGGUGCCGUAUGAGGAGCAGCUGAGGAGGAAGGAGCAGGAGGUGGUUGCGGUUCUACAGCGUCUGGCUAAAGAGAUCGGCAACACCAACAAAGGCAUGCUGCCGUGGCUCUUCGCCCAGAAAGAAAAGUACAACAAAAUGUGUUGUCCUCUGGAAGCCAUCUGUCCGUCUCCCACACAGACGGAGUACAGGAACAAGUGCGAGUUCCUCAUCUCAAUGGGAGCAGACGGUCAAGACAAGACGGUGGGCUUCCGUCUCGGCAAAUACAAAGGAGGCUCCUGCGCUGUGGUGGGUCCUGCGGACACCUGCCACGUCUCUGCUGAGGCCAAGAAGGUGGUCAGCCAGUUCCAGGAGUUCAUUAGGGCAACACCAUAUUCCGUCUACAGUCCGGAGACCUAUGAGGGACACUGGAAGCAGCUGACCGUUCGGACCACCAGGACCAAACAAGCCAUGGCGAUGGCUUUCUUCAACCCUCAGAAACUGGAGGAAAAGGAGCUGGAUGAGCUGAAGGGUUCCAUGAGGACGUACUUCACUGAGGGGCAGGGGAAGGACAGCGGGGUCACGUCUCUGUACUUUGUCCGGGAGGGUCAAAGAACCUCCCCAAACCUGGAAGACCUGCCGUGCGAGCUGGUGGCCGGUGAGGCCUGCAUCCGUGAGGAGCUGCUCGGCCUCACCUUCCAAAUCUCCCCACACUCCUUCUUCCAGGUGAACACGGGAGCAGCGGAGGUCCUGUACUCUGCCGUGGGCGAGUGGGCCCAGCUGGACCAGGACAGCACGGUUCUGGACGUCUGCUGCGGGACAGGAACGAUCGGCAUCUCUCUGGCAAAGAGGGUGAAGAAGGUGAUAGGUAUCGAGCUUUGUCAGGAGGCAGUGGAGGAUGCAAAGGUUAAUGCCAAACUUAACGGUCUCAGUAAUGUGGAGUUCCAUUGUGGCAAAGCUGAAGACGUGUUCCCAAGCAUCCUGAACUCUGUGGUGUCACCAAACGUCACGGCCAUCGUGGAUCCACCUCGGGCAGGCCUGCACUCCAAGGUGAUCCUGGCCAUCAGGAGGGCGGAGCACCUGAAGAGGCUGGUGUAUGUUGCAUGUAAUGGGAAGGCUGCCAUGAACAACUUCAUAGAUCUGUGCAGGGCUCCGUCCAACCGAGUUCACGGCGCACCGUUCCGUCCGGUGCGAGCCAUGGCGGUGGAUCUCUUCCCUCAGACGAUGCAUGUGGAGAUGCUGCUGCUGCUGGAGAGGAUCGACUAUGACGCACAACAGAAGACUAGUGACAAUCCAGAGGAGAAAGCCUGCUAGUUUCUUAGGUCAAAAUCUAAUCUCAACAUAAAACAGGUUCAGUUGAAAACAUUUGUCAUGUAAUCUUUUUUUUUUUUAAAGAAUCAAAUUAAACAAAAUUUCAGUUUGUACUUCUGAGUACUUAAAUCAUUCCAGUGUAACACAUCCUCUAGUCAAGACAUUUUAUUUUGCAUAACAAAUAUCACAGAAGUCAGUUUGCAAUAUUUACUUCAAUUCCAGCGAAGAAACAUAAAUGCAGUAUUUCAACUUGAGCACGCACAAAGCAGAACAGACACACUAAAUAAAGCACAUUCUCGUCACUACGCAGAUCAUGUCGUGUAGAAAACAACUUGAACACACUGCUGUUUUUUUUCCUAGCGUACAGUUGCAGCACAAACGUCGAUAGAAGCUUUGGUUUCCAUGUUUUCACCUUGUCGAAGGAAAGAAUCUGACUC